CUUCUUCUUCUGCUCCUCCUCUCUGUCAUCGCCAUAGCAGCACAGAGGGAGAGAGAUGUCAAAGGUUCUGCACUGUUCCCACAUGACCUCGACGCCCCAACUCACCAAGUCUCUCUCUUCCAUCAUCCUCUCGAAGCCUCACCUUCGCCACUUCCACUCCUCCCCUCUGUGCAUCAAGUCCCACUUCUUCUGUUCUUCUCCCAUUCCAAUCACUCCUCUCAUCCCCCACUCGCCGGACAUCUCCACAACCUUCCCGAGGACAUUCUCAGCUCGUGCAUUCGAUGACUCCUCCCCUCCGAACGAAACCCUCCAGGAGGGCGAGAAGAAGGACCCUAAUGCGGAGGGUAAACCCGGGCAUGCCGAGGAGUACCCGAGCGGCGAGCUCGAGUAUAAGGAGUUCGGGGCGCUGAAGAAGCUCGGGGUGAAGCUCAGGAUGCUCGUCGCGCUCCCGUGGAACCGGGUCCGCAAAGGCAGCGUCUUGACCAUGAAAUUGCGUGGGCAGAUAUCUGAUCAGCUAAAGAGCCGUUUCUCUUCAGGGCUCUCCCUUCCUCAAAUUUGCGAUAAUUUCACGAAAGCAGCCUAUGAUCCUCGAAUCUCGGGUAUCUAUCUCCACAUUGAGUCAUUGAGCUGUGGAUGGGGAAAAGUUGAAGAGAUUAGGCGCCAUCUAUUAAACUUCAAGAAAUCAGGUAAGUUCAUUGUGGGAUAUCUUCCCACAUGUCAGGAGAAAGAGUAUUAUCUUGCUUGCGCUUGCCAAGAGAUCUAUGCCCCUCCAAGUGCAUAUUUUUCCCUCUAUGGUCUGACGGUUCAAGCCUCUUUUCUUGGAGGUGUGUUGGAGAAUGUGGGAGUUGAACCACAAAUACAAAGGAUUGGUAAAUAUAAAAGUGCAGGGGACCAACUCAUGCGGAAAACGAUGUCUGAAGAGAAUUGUGAAAUGUUGACUGCAAUCCUUGAUAACAUAUAUGGGAAUUGGCUGGAUAAAGUCUCUUCAACACUAGGGAAGAAACGGGAAGAGGUUGAGAACUUCAUCAACGAAGGAGUUUUCCAAGUGGACAGGCUGAAAGAAGAGGGCUAUAUAACUAACAUAUGCUAUGAUGACGAGGUCAUGUCCAUGCUAAAAGAAAAACUUGGUGUUCAGAAAGAUAAGAAGCUUCCUAUGGUUGAUUACAAGAAAUACUCUAGAGUGGGUAAAUGGACUGUUGGUUUAUCCGGUGGCAAGGAUCUAGUUGCUGUAAUCAGAGCCUCUGGGAGUAUAAGUCGUGUAAAGGGUCCAUUGAGCACUCCCAGUUCGGGUGUCAUUGGGGAGCAAAUCAUUGAGAAGAUACGAAGUGUGAGAGAAUCGGGAAAAUACAAAGCUGCUAUUAUUCGAAUCGAUAGUCCUGGAGGAGAUGCUCUAGCUUCUGAUUUAAUGUGGAGAGAGAUCAGGCUAUUGGCAUCAUCGAAACCAGUUGUUGCAUCAAUGGCUGAUGUAGCAGCAAGUGGAGGAUACUACAUGGCAAUGGCAGCAGGAGCAAUUGUUGCAGAAGAUCUCACACUCACUGGUUCCAUUGGGGUUGUUACAGGAAAGUUUAACCUGGGGAAUCUUUAUCAAAGAAUUGGAUUCAAUAAGGAGAUCAUAUCAAGAGGAAGAUAUGCUGAGCUUCUCGCAGCUGAGCAACGACCUUUCAGACCAGAUGAAGCAGAACUCUUUGCCAAGUCAGCACAGCAUGCGUAUAGGCAAUUUCGUGAUAAGGCGGCAUUUUCUAGAUCGAUGCCUGUUGAUAAGAUGGAAGAGGUUGCACAAGGGAGAGUUUGGACCGGUAAAGAUGCAGCUUCCAGAGGUUUGGUCGAUGCAAUCGGCGGGUUUUCUCACGCUAUUGCAAUAGCAAAGCAAAAGGCUAAUAUACCUCAAGACAGACAGGUAACGCUUGUAGAGCUCUCAAGGCCGUCCCCGACACUCCCUGAGAUUUUGAGCGGCAUCGGGAAUUCUGUUGUUGGAGUGGACCGAACAUUGAAAGAAUUGAUGCAGGAGCUGACUUUCUCAGAAGGUGUUCAAGCUCGGAUGGAUGGGAUAAUGUUUCAGAGACUAGAGGGAUUCUCUUAUGGGAAUCCGAUAUUAACUCUAAUACAGGAUUAUCUCAGUUCUCUCUGAUCAGAGGCUCCUGUUGUCAUGUAAAUUCAUCUUCUUCUUCAGACAUUUGAUGCUUCAGCCAAAAAACUGGAUUGGCAUGCUUGUCCGAGGAAAGAAACACGACAGCUUAAAAGAGUAGGCAGAGAAGAGAGAAGGGAGGUAAGUUUGCAUUCUUCAUUAUUUCGUCUACUCAUAUAUACAGCAAAUAAAUUGUAAUCAAAUGUACCAUAUUGUUCAAAUAUUCAAGGCAAUGUAAAAAUUUGACAUGUUUAUCUUCAUGCCA
Molecule: messenger RNA, 2390 nt
Organism: Punica granatum (pomegranate)
Lineage: Eukaryota; Viridiplantae; Streptophyta; Magnoliopsida; Myrtales; Lythraceae
Source: RefSeq, a predicted model, not a curated record